Oncorhynchus nerka (sockeye salmon) is the source of this 2061-nucleotide messenger RNA. RefSeq names its product PX domain containing 1b (gene pxdc1b). The transcript has 7 exons. Gene Ontology annotation, molecular function: phosphatidylinositol binding. The coding region runs from base 224 to 937 and encodes 237 amino acids. The record is from RefSeq and is a predicted model, not a curated record. Lineage: Eukaryota; Metazoa; Chordata; Actinopteri; Salmoniformes; Salmonidae.
GGGGAGGAAACCGACGGAUAUUUUUCGCCUGAGCGACAAAAGCCGUCAACACUGGAAUCAGUGUGCAAGAUGCAUCCUCUAAAGGCAAACGUCGACAAACUGUCAGGGGAGUAAAGCCUUGAAGAACAGGACAUCGAAUAUGCAACUCGUUUGCAUUCAGUUCUACGCAUGAAGUUAAUCAGAAGACUCGUAGAAGAACAAAUGCUGGACUGACUGCUGAGGAAUGGCAUCGGCGAUAUUCGAGGGGACGUCUCUGGUCAACAUGUUUGUCAAGGAUUGCUGGGUGAACGGGAUCCGGAGACUGAUCAUAAAUCAGCGAGGAGAGGAAGAAGAAUUCUACGAGAUCAGAACAGAGUGGUCAGACAGAAACGUUUUGUAUUUGCACAGGAGUUAUUCCGAUUUUGGGAGAUUGUUCAAAAGACUGGUUGAAUCAUUCCCUGAGGACAGAAGAGCUCUCUCCAAGUCGCCGCUUAUCGAAGGUCUGGUUAAGAUUAAAGAGGCCAGUGACAUUGAGCUGAAACUAAAUGAGGUGGAGAAGCUACUGAAGAAUGCCAUCAACAUGCCAUGGAAGUAUUCUAGGUCAGAGGUGGUGUUGACAUUCUUUGAGCGAUCACCGCUGGACCAAGUGCUGAAGAAUGACAACGUCCACAAGAUCCAGCCAUGCUUCCAGAGUCCAUACAAGAUAUCAGAGAUCAUGCGUUCCAAUGGCUUCUGUCUGGCCAACACUGAGACAAUCGUAUUUGAUGAGAGUCUUCCACAGGAUGCAGAGAGACCCUCAUCCACUGACUCUGCUGCUGGCUCUGCAGAACACCUGUACGAGGAUGGCAGGGAGUUCCUGACGGUGGAACCAGACAUCAGUGACGAUGACUCCGAUGCCUACGUCACAAACCUGUCUUACUACCAUCUGGUCCCCUUUGAGACGGACAUCCUGGAAUGAGGAGCCAAAAUGGCUAACGAGGCAGAGAGCCUAAAGAGGAGGAAAAACACAUAUUUGUGGGCACUGGAGGUGGUUCUGUUGACUGGCUGCGUUGGAGAAAUGGCACCACAUCCUUCUUAAUGCUCCCUGGGAGAGAAGGAAAAUCCCACCACUAGCAACUCAAUGCUGAAAUAAGGAAUUGGACUAUUUAAAAAGGAAAAUUAUACAUGAUGUAUGGAAUGGUUGAUUGUAUUCAUUUCUGUUCCAGUCUAGACAGUAGACAUUGAUUCGUGAAGGACCUUGUGCAGUGUGCAUGCAUCCAUCCAUCCACCAGUCAUGGCUAAACGGUACUCAACUAAUCCCGUGUGGCCUCAGGAGUACCCAACCAAACUCCAGUACUCUGGUCUCUCCGCCACACUCUUUGAACACACCAGUAUGUCAAGUUCAACAAAUGUCAGACAUCGGUGUGAUCAUUUGGAAGAUGCUUUUUGUUUUAUUACAAUGAUAUUCUAAUUUAAUAUAAUGGUAUUUAUUUUUAUAGUCGAAAUGUUUGACAGACUGGCUGUCAUAUCGCUAAGCUAACCGUGACCCGCCUUGUAACCUUGUUGAUAUGCUUACGGCCAGUGUGAGACAUAUCUUGAAACAUACUGCAUCUGCUCAGUAUUAUUAAUUAUAUUAAUCAAUAGUCUAAAUCCUGUCUGGAGGGGGGCUCUAAACUAACAAAUGGAAUUGUUAUAAGAUGGUCAUACCAAGGAUUAUUUAGCUAUUUGAUUUUGAAUGUUAAGGCCCCUUAAGGUAUCCCCCAAAAAAUAUUGGAUGAAAAAUUGAAUUUGGCAUUAGGCCUACUGUUAUUAACCAAUAGAAACACAUUGAAUAACAGAUGCACCACGUGGAACAACAGAUGGUUAAAAAAUAUAUAUUCUGAAGUGUCUGUCGAAUAUCUGAGAGAUAUAAGAUCAGGGAACUCUAUUUUUUUUUACAUGUAUUUAUCCCCUUGUUUUAGGCACUAAACUAUCUCCAUAAACUAUACUUCAAUAUAUUAUUUGAACUGGUACCGGGACCUUCAGUCUUGUGAGGCUUGUGGGUGUCCUAGAGCAAAACGGAGAACAUACUUUUUGUUGUUGUUUUUAAAAAAUGUUAUUUUA